UUCCUCUAACUGCAGUCUUGAGAAUGAUUUUUUCCAAAAUUAAAAACAAAGUACUGGAAAUGCUCAGCAGGUCAGGCAACAUCGUGGAGAUAGAAAAGGGGAAAAGGCGAAUAAGCUUCCAUCUGGAGCAAAGCACCAACUCCCAGAGGAAUUCAGCGCAUCCAGCAACAGCAAUGGAGAGGGUGGCCGAUGUUUCAGAUUCACAACCUGCACCAGGAAUUGACUUGAGCAGAUUUUAAGAUGAAGCAAAAGGGGAAGAAAAAUUGGAGAGGAGAUGUGGAAGAUCUGCCUAAAUCCGUUCACCGAGAGAACGAGAAUCAAGUAAACAGCAGUAUGGAUCAGUCAAAUCUCAAAACACCUGAGACUCUCGAAGACCUGAUCAAACAACUCCAUGAUGUGUUCUCCAGCGAUAAAGUCAAUGUGGAGGAUCUGCGGGAACUGAUGGAAUCUUAUAAAAGUAACCCCGCAGACUGGCGUAAAUACGCAAAGUUCGACAGUCACAGAUAUACUCGCAACCUGGUGGAUGAAGGCAAUGGAAAGUUUAACCUGUUGAUCCUAUGCUGGGGAGAAGGCCAUGGCAGCAGUAUCCAUGAUCACUCAAAUGCACAUUGUUUCCUGAAGCUACUUAAAGGAGAGCUGAAAGAAACACAGUUUAAUUUCCCAGACGCUAAUCAAGAGAACCAAGAGCUGACCAAGAAAUGGGAGAAAACCUUUCAUGAAAAUGAGGUUACCUACAUCAAUGACAGUAUUGGACUACACCGUGUGGAAAAUGUGAGUCACACAGAGGGUGCUGUCAGCCUCCACCUGUACAGUCCACCAUUUUACAGCUGCCAUUGCUUUGAUGAAAGAACAGGCCACAAGCAAGAGGUCAAGAUGACUUUCUGGAGCCGAUAUGGUGAAAUAAUUCCUUCUGAAACUGCUGAAUCAAAAGAAAACAACUAAAGAAAAUGGACUAAGAUAAGCUGUGACGUAAACGACAUUUACUGGUGCUUAUGGCUGAAGUCAGAAUAAUAUAUCUUUUGCAAUUUUGCUUAGACCACAUGGACUUAUUUUGUUUAAAUGAAUCACGGAUUUUUAUCUUUCAAUUGUUUGUAUUCACAGAAAUUUCAAAUAGCUCUUGCAUUAUUGCUUCAAAUAACUUUUUUAGCUAUAGAUGUUUCAAUUUUACUCAAAAGUGAUCUUUCCAGGUGUUCUUCACUAGAAUAUUCAUAACUAGCUGAUGGAGCCACUUUGUAAGUGGAAAUUCAAAGGACUAAAAUUUUGAUGCAGAUGUCUUUUAUUUUCUACUGGUGCAAGUAACUAGACAGGCAAGAUUCUCUCUCUACUAUCAUAUGGACUGUGACCCAACGUCCAUCAAUAAUGGUUUCAUGCAUCCACUGUGUAAAGCGAGUGAUUUACAUCUCAUAACAACAUACAGUUACAGAGCUGUGCACUGUAGAAACUGGCCCUUCAACUGCUGAAUGGGAAAUGGAAACAGAUCUGCUGCCAUUCCAGGUUUUCUGCCAGCUUAUCAAUGUUGGGAACAUACAAAUUAUUUGUGCAAUUAUUAAGAGAUAUUUUUCUGGAUGCUAUAUUCACCUAAGUUCUUUUUGCACUGAUCUGAAUGUUGUCAGUUGUAGUAACAUGCUAUAUUACCAAAAUAUUAUAAAAGCAGGGCUGAUAACCAUUAAAAUGAUCAGGUAAAAAGUAAUAAAAAGUAUGGACAACUGUGUGCUUGUAUAAUAAAUCAAGUAUUUACUCACUAAUAUCACAAACAGCAGUUUCUAGAUUGACCUGUCAAGCCAUCAUUGAAACCUUAUGAACCUCAGCAUUGCUUUUAUUUCAAUGUUACUAAAAGUGAAGAAUAAAGUUUACACAACUUU
This is a messenger RNA of Hypanus sabinus (Atlantic stingray), 1862 nucleotides long. Its product is annotated as cysteine dioxygenase type 1-like. Gene Ontology annotation, biological process: L-cysteine catabolic process. Gene Ontology annotation, molecular function: ferrous iron binding; cysteine dioxygenase activity. The record is from RefSeq and is a predicted model, not a curated record. NCBI's taxonomy places the organism in Eukaryota, Metazoa, Chordata, Chondrichthyes, Myliobatiformes, Dasyatidae. Bases 241 to 942 code for a protein of 233 amino acids. The transcript is spliced from 6 exons.